CCAAGGAAGCUGAGAUAGCUAGCUCUAGCUCGUCUGCUUCUCCUCCUCUCCAGCAUCAACGGCCUCCUCUCCACUGACUGCUCAGUGUGAUACCUAUCUCUCUCCAUUGAGCAAGAGGAGAGGAACGAACCUAGAGGAGAGAUGGCUUUCCUCAACAUGGAGCAGCAGACUUGGGCCUUCACCUUUGGUAUCUUAGGCAAUAUAAUCUCACUGAUGGUGUUUCUUUCACCGCUGCCGACGUUCUACCGCGUGUACCGGAAGAAGUCGACGGAGGGGUUCCAGUCGACGCCGUACGUGGUGACGCUCUUCAGCUGCAUGCUGUGGAUCUUCUACGCCUUCCUCAAGUCCGGCGCCGAGCUGCUCAUCACCAUCAACGGCGUCGGCUGCGUCAUCGAGACCGCAUACAUCGCCAUGUACCUCGCCUACGCGCCCAAGGCCUCCAGGGUGCUCACGGCCAAGAUGCUGCUGGGCCUCAACGUCGGCCUCUUCGGCCUCAUCUCCCUCGUCACGCUGCUGCUCUCCUCCAAGGGCACCCUCCGCGUCCACGUGCUCGGCUGGAUCUGCGUCUCCGUCUCUCUCGCCGUCUUCGCCGCCCCGCUCAGCGUCAUGAGGCUCGUGAUCCGGACCAAGAGCGUGGAGUUCAUGCCCUUCUCGCUGUCCUUCUGCCUGGUGCUGAGCGCGGUGAUCUGGUUCGCGUACGGCGCGCUCAAGAAGGACGUGUUCGUGGCGGUCCCCAACGUGCUGGGCUUCGUCUUCGGUGUGGCGCAGAUGGCACUGUACAUGGCGUACAGGAACAAGAAGCCCAGGGCGGCGGUGGUGCUGGUGCAGGAGGUGAAGCUGCCGGAGCACGUCAAGGAGGCAGCGGCGCCCGAGGGCAGGGUCAGCUGCGGCGCCGAGGUCCACCCCGUCGACGUGCUGGCGCCCCCCGCGGCGGCGGUACACGACCACGCAGUGGUCAUCGACGCGGAGCCUAUCAGCUGCGCUGCCGCUGCCGCAGCAGGAGCAGAUGCAGACGGCGGGGUCGACGGCGACGGACCCUGCUUGCUCAGGGCGGCGCCGGAGCAGCUGAUGAUCAAGCCUGACACGGCCAUUCCCGUGGAAGUGUAGCUUAUCCUUAGCAGCCAGAACUACUCUAGUACCACCCACCACUCAGUAGUAAUUCCCAUGUGAACGGGCCUGCCUGCUACAGCAGCUGCCAGAUGUAUCGGUUGCAUGCAUGCAGCAUGACUUGUCUCUGCAUGCAUGCAGGUCCCAUCCCACCGGUCGAGACCGAGCUAGCCGGGCCCUUUGGGCGAGUAGCGGAUCCAUGGCGCCCAUGGGCCGGCCAGCCGUACCGGCCUGUGAUGAACCGGCGAGAGAUAAAGAAGGAGAGCGAGCGAGACGAUCGAUUGAUCAAACGGCUGCAGCGAGCGAGCGAGCUAUGGUCGCAUGCAGCAGCAGCCUGUGUGUGUAAUCGAAUCGAUCAGCUUGUCGUCUUGUGUCUCCAGUCCUAGCCUGAUUGUUUCAUUCCAUUUCAUGCCGUCGCAGCAAUAAAUUCGGAAU
This is a messenger RNA of Phragmites australis (common reed), 1542 nucleotides long. Its product is annotated as bidirectional sugar transporter SWEET15-like. Gene Ontology annotation, molecular function: sugar transmembrane transporter activity. The coding region runs from base 142 to 1107 and encodes 321 amino acids. The transcript is spliced from 4 exons. Gene Ontology annotation, cellular component: membrane. The record is from RefSeq and is a predicted model, not a curated record. Lineage: Eukaryota; Viridiplantae; Streptophyta; Magnoliopsida; Poales; Poaceae. Gene Ontology annotation, biological process: carbohydrate transport.